AUGCCAAUUAGUAAAAAACCAAUAGUCACGUCGGCCAUCAAUCAAAAUGCAACCCAACUAGUAUCAUCUAAUAAUAAUAAUAAUAUUAGUAGUAGUGGUGUUAACCAGCAAGAUACCGUUCUAAAAGUGGGUCCUAACUUUCGAGUUGGGAAAAAAAUAGGCAGUGGUAACUUUGGCGAAUUGAGGUUAGGGAAAAAUCUGUACACCAAUGAACAUGUUGCCAUUAAAAUGGAGCCAGUCAAGUCAAAAGUUCCACAACUUCAUCUGGAGUUUAGAUUUUAUAAACAGCUAGGAUGCAGAGAGGGUUUUCCCAUGGUAUACUAUUUUGGUCCUUGUUCUAAAUAUAAUGCGUUAGUCAUGGAGCUGUUGGGUCCAUCGCUGGAAGAUUUGUUUGACCUCUGUGAUCGAAAGUUCACGCCCAAAUGCGUUGCCAAGAUCGCCCUUCAAUUGCUAAAACGCAUGGAGUACAUUCACUUACGUCGCCUAAUCUAUCGAGACGUAAAACCGGAAAACUUCCUAAUCGGCAGACAGUCGACUCGUCGGCAGGACAUCAUUCACGUGAUCGAUUUUGGCCUGGCUAAGGAGUAUGUGGAUUUGGUGACGGGGAAGCAUAUCCCCUACCGGGAGCAUAAGAGUUUGACUGGCACUGCUAGGUACAUGAGUAUAAAUACUCAUAUGGGUAGAGAACAAAGUCGUAGAGAUGAUUUAGAAGCUCUUGGUCAUAUGUUCAUGUAUUUCUUAAAAGGAAGUUUACCCUGGCAAGGAUUGAAGGCCGACACGUUAAAGGAGAGGUAUCAGAAGAUUGGGGACACAAAACGAGACACGACUAUUGAAGCACUGUGUCAGGGCCAGCCUACUGAGUUUUCGACCUACCUACGUUACGUUCGUAAUUUGGACUUUUUCGAAGAGCCCGACUACGAAUAUCUGCAGAGUCUUUUCAUCAAUCUCAUGCUGAGGAAUGGCUGGAGGACUAGCGAGGAUUUCGAUUGGGUGGCAAGACAGGUAAGUUGA
Messenger RNA from Helobdella robusta, 1011 nucleotides. RefSeq lists its product as hypothetical. Bases 1 to 1011 code for a protein of 336 amino acids. NCBI's taxonomy places the organism in Eukaryota, Metazoa, Annelida, Clitellata, Rhynchobdellida, Glossiphoniidae. Gene Ontology annotation, molecular function: ATP binding; protein serine/threonine kinase activity. Gene Ontology annotation, biological process: endocytosis; peptidyl-serine phosphorylation; signal transduction. The record is from RefSeq and is a predicted model, not a curated record. The transcript is spliced from 7 exons. Gene Ontology annotation, cellular component: plasma membrane; cytoplasm; nucleus.